Messenger RNA from Budorcas taxicolor (takin), 375 nucleotides. RefSeq names its product calcitonin receptor-stimulating peptide 1. The transcript is spliced from 3 exons. Gene Ontology annotation, cellular component: extracellular region. Lineage: Eukaryota; Metazoa; Chordata; Mammalia; Artiodactyla; Bovidae. The record is from RefSeq and is a predicted model, not a curated record. The coding region runs from base 1 to 375 and encodes 124 amino acids. Gene Ontology annotation, molecular function: hormone activity; calcitonin receptor binding.
AUGGGGUUCUGGAAGUUCCCCCCAUUCUUGGUCCUCAGCAUCCUGGUCUUGUACCAGGCAGGCAUGUUUCAUGCAGCACCAUUCAGGUCUGUUGAUGGGCGUUUUGAUCCUGCUACCCGGGAUGAGGAGGAAUCGCGCCUCCUACUGGCUGCAAUGGUGAAUGACUACGAGCAGAUGAGGGCCCGGGAGUCGGAGAAGGCUCAGAAGACCGAGGGCUCCCGCAUCCAGAAGAGAGCCUGCAACACUGCCACCUGCAUGACCCAUCGCUUGGCAGGCUGGCUGAGCAGAUCUGGGAGUAUGGUGAGGAGCAACUUGCUGCCGACCAAGAUGGGUUUCAAGAUCUUCAGUGGGCCCCGCAAGAACUUCUGGUUUUAA